Molecule: messenger RNA, 3391 nt
Organism: Mytilus californianus (California mussel)
Lineage: Eukaryota; Metazoa; Mollusca; Bivalvia; Mytilida; Mytilidae
Product: neural cell adhesion molecule 1-like
Exons: 13
Coding region: 1-1494 (497 amino acids)
Biological process (GO): cell-cell adhesion
Cellular component (GO): cell-cell junction
Molecular function (GO): cell adhesion molecule binding
Source: RefSeq, a predicted model, not a curated record
AUGUUUUUUAUUACGACAGAUGUUCCAGUCAUUACAGUUAGCAGCCCUACAUAUACACAGAAUGAUGCUAUCAGAACAGUAACAUGUAAUCCUAGUGGUAACCCAGACAGUUAUAUUUAUCAUAAAUGGCAGCACAAGUCUAAGUAUGGAGAUCUUAUACGAGAGUUUGGUGGAAAUAAAACCUUGACAUUACCAGAUAUUACAGUGUUAUUAAGAUAUCAGGACAGUGGAGAAUACUGGUGUACAGCUAGUAAUGGUUUUGAGGACAAAAACAAUCAGUUUGAACAGACUGGUUAUGGAUUAGUUACUGUGAAAGCUCAGCCAGUGUUUACUUCAGACACCAUUGACAGAGUCAAACAGUUCGGUGAAAUCGAUAAAACAGUAGUUAUAUAUGUUGAUGUGUAUAGUGUUCCAAAAUUUACCAGUUCUAUAUGGACUCGGGAUGGAAAACCAAUAACAACACAAAAUUCAACAAAAUAUCAAUCAUCAAGUUCUCCGACUAUUGUUAAGGAUACAAUUUAUGGGAAGGAAAUACAACAAGAUGGUUAUAAUCUAACACUAACAAUACAUGACUUGAAAGCAGAGGACUUUGCUAAGUACACUGUAACACUUAAAAAUGGAUUUUCAGAUGUAAACUUUACUAUUGUAUUGGAAUCUGCCAGUGUACCAGAAACACCAGGAAAUUUUAGCCGAAUAGAUUCAGCAUCUACAAGUUUCACAGUUCAAUGGGAUCCAAAUUCAGGUGGUGGAUAUAAACAAACAUUUUACAUACAGUACAGAGUACAAGGAUCAUCAGAAUGGACCACUGUAUCAGCUGGUGAGGAAGAUAUCAAUGAACAAAGGAGACGUAGAACAUAUGAAGUAAGAAACUUAGAAGGAGGCACAGCCUAUGAACUAAGAAUGUUUGCUGAGAAUACAGCUAUGAAAAGAAGUAAUUUCACAGAUGUGCUUAUUGUCUUCACAGAAAGUUCAGUAUCUACGACAUCAAGUGCGGUUAUUGGUGCUGUAGUAGCUGUCGUUGUCACUUUAGUGAUUGUGUGCGCCUCUUUUAUAGUGAUACUGUUAAUCAAAAGGACUCAAGGGAAAGAUAAAAAGGAAAAAAAUGAUACAUACUAUGAAAACACUGGCUUCCAGGAUAUUCAGAAUGGAGAUGAGUACGAAGAAGUGGAAAAUAAAAUUGAUGUUGAGCAUACAUCAUCUAGUAAAACCUACGAAACACUUAGUACCAAAGACAAAAUUAGUGUUUAUGAUGAUUUAGAAAAUGCCAAAGAUGUAACAUCAUCAAAAUCCUCGAUUGGCGAUUACGAAGCACUAGGUGUCCAAGAUAAACCAAGCAUUUAUUCUGAAAUGAAAAAUCUGAAAGAACACAGACAACUUAGAAAACAACAAGCCGAUAAAAAACAAUUUAAGAAACCGAAUGAUCCUGGCGAAAACACUGAACUAAAUACAUCACAAGUGCCAACAGAAAAAGUCUAUGAAAAUGAAGUAUUUUGAUGCAGAUUAGGCAACCUACAACGUUUGUACUGAAAAGAAAACAAUUCAAAGAGAUACAUGAAUGUUUCGUCAACGCAUAUAUUUGUUUUAUUGUUGUGUAAUCUGUUAUUUUAGAAUAGUUUGUUUGUGUAUAUAGUUAAGAGAACAAAAGAGAUAAAAUAGAAAAUAAAUUCUUUGCAAAUUUUUGCGCUAAUUAUAUAUUCCCGUUUAAAUUGGAUUUGCUUUUAAAUCUGUAUAAUUGCGUUCUAAAAUUAUUCAUUAUGCGAAUAGUUCUUUUUUCGUCAAUAUAUGUCCACUUCAGUUUCACAUCUAGCUUAAAGGUCAUUUCCAAAGCACUCAAACAACAAUGUUUAAAAACCCUGACACCAAAACCUAUAUACAAAUGACAUACAGGCGAAAUAUAAAUCACCAGAGCCUAGACCAGCUGUGAAAUUGCAUUUAACAAAAUCGAUAUAAUAUUUCAGGUCAAAUUACAGUUAAUGGUCUAUUUUACAGAUUUUGAUAAAAUUUGGCAUACAAUUUUGGCUCGUUGAACUUUAAAAUGAAAAUCGAAAAAAUAAUUCAUUUAUGAUUGUUAUCCUCUGACAUAAUACUUGUUAAAUUCUAUCAAAAUAGAUGAACAUUAAAAAAAGAAAAAGAAAUCAUCAAAUCUCCAAUAUCAAAUCCAUCAAUUUUCCUUAUAAUAUUAUGUUGUCAAUACAUAAAUUUCCGUUUUAACGAUGUAACAAAUAAUAAUAGUUAUCAACUGUGUUUUCAAGAUAUUCUUGGUUAAAAGUGGUGUUCUAGGUGAAGAAAUACCACAAAACGUCAAAAUAAGAGUAACGUUAUCGCGCUGUCAGCCGUAUAACGUCGAUUUUUCUACGUUUUUACUACCAACUAGGUAACAGAUUAGUUGAUACAUCUAAAACGAAGUCGGUGACCAUCUGAUUAUUUCAUAUUAUUAAAGCGGAAAUUAAUGUUACACCAACAUAUAGUGUUUAAGAAAAACUAUGGAUUUGAAAUCGGAGAUUUUUAGAUUUUAAGACAAAUUUAAGAACGUUUUACGCCAAUGUUAUUAUAAAUAAGAUAACGCGAGUAAAUGGUCGUUUUUGGUAAAGCCUUCGAUUAUAUCUAUUUUGUCUACAAAAAUAUGUGUUAUAUGGUAAUAUUUGGUCAAAUAUGUCAAUUUCACCAUGUUUUGACGUCAUUAUGAAAUUACAUAUGACUUUUAUACUAACAUGUUCAUUUAUUUAUAGAAUGCACAUAAGCUUUUUAAUAUCAAAUAAUCUAACUUUUUGCAAUUUUAGAAGCAAAAUUAGAUAUGACAAACAGCCUUGAGCUAGAAUAUAUUAAAAUAAUAUUUCUCUAAUUCUUACACAAUUUAUCCUUUUCCUGUCAUGUUAAUUAUUUUUAUCUCGUUUUAUCUCAGUUCUUCAUUGGUCAAAAUUCGAUUAUGACGUCAAAUUUUCUUGCUUUCCUCUGAAUUUCCUAUUGUGACGGCAUGAAAAAAGGCGACCAUGCCUGAUGACGUCACAUAGAAAGAACACAUCUUUUGCCGAUCAUUUUUAAAGAAGGAAUAAGUUUGCUUGCAUAUUGCAUAAAAAUCAUUAGAGAAACAGAUUCCACCACCAAAUCUCAUGUAAAACUUUGUAAUCUUAAAAAUUGCUGAUCCUAUAGAAAUGCAUUUAUAAAUAUUGACAACAUUUGAGAUCUUUAAAAGUUUCGUUAGGUCUAAUAUUGUAUUUUUGCAAAUAAUAUAUUUCAAUUACUUCUGUAAUAUUUUACAUACUGCAAUUGCAUUUAUAUUAUAAAGCAUCUUACGUUUUACAAAUGAUGCUUAUAUAAAACCCAACCCACAAUUGCAUGUUUAUUUAGAUAAUACCAAUUAAAAGGGAAAAAAAAUUUAAUUAAAACAUAU